This is a messenger RNA of Aspergillus pseudonomiae, 1216 nucleotides long. Its product is annotated as kinase-like domain-containing protein. The coding region runs from base 411 to 881 and encodes 156 amino acids. The record is from RefSeq and is a predicted model, not a curated record. Gene Ontology annotation, molecular function: ATP binding; protein serine/threonine kinase activity. The transcript has 4 exons. Gene Ontology annotation, cellular component: cytoplasm; nucleus. NCBI's taxonomy places the organism in Eukaryota, Fungi, Ascomycota, Eurotiomycetes, Eurotiales, Aspergillaceae. Gene Ontology annotation, biological process: intracellular signal transduction; protein phosphorylation.
CCACAAUAACCACCUUGUAUCCUUCAACUUGAAUUUCCCUCUUCUAUUCAAACAUGCGCCGCUUCGAAAGAAUAUAAGACGUGCUUGAGCCGUCGAAGAGUAUCGGCAUGGAGGUUACCAUCCGGUGCAACUUCAUGACCGUUUCCACCAAAGGUACGAGGUGAUUGGGAAGCUGGCAUUCGGCCAGCACUCCACCGUAUGAUUUGCAAAGGAUCAUCAGAGAGACCAGCAACAGGUUGCGUUGAAAAUAUUAAAAGCUGAUGCAUCUAAAAACAAUCAGAACUCUCUAUGCUUCUUCAGAUGUCAGUGCCCGAUAUCGACCACCCUGGAAAGAGACAUGUACUUGAAUUGUACGACCACUUUCAACAUACCGGCCCAAACGGGACUCACCGUGUCUUGUUCUCCCGGUGAUGAUAUCAGACGGGACGGCGAUGACGACCAGUGGGUCUCCGCACGAUGUAGGCUACGUACGGGCGAUUUCCCGUCAGCUUCUGCUGGGUCUCGACUUCCUUCACCAGUCAGGCAUCGUCCAUUGCGAUUUGCAACCGGCGAAUAUGAUGUUUUCAGUUACCGGAACUACAAAUAUCCAAGACUUUUUGCAGCCUCCCGAGUUCAGCCCUGUGAAGUGGUUGGAAGGAACGAUAAAGGAUGACAGCCCCCCCAAAUAUUUAAUGCCGACGCAAAGGCGCCGUGGCCUGUUGGACAAUGCAAAUUGGGCAACACUGGUGGUCAGCAUUGGGGACUUGGGUGGAGCUCAGUGGAUUGGAGACUGCGAUGAAAAACCCGUCACACCGCUAGGCCUACGUGCACCUGAACUAGUCCAACAAGAUAUCUGGGAUGCCGGCAUAGAUAUCUGGUGCUUGGGCUGCUCUGUAUGCUGAAUCUCUCUCCUUCAGAGCCCCAAUUCGGUCUUUAUUCCUUACCUUAAGUUAUUCGAAUUGGCCACGAAUGAGCCACUAUUUCCUUUAGGGGUGUUUGGCCUUGCACGGCAGGAAAUAGAUACGACCACAAUGCUCUCAUUGACCAAAGGCUCUCCUCUAACGGCCAGAGCGGUGAGAACUUCACCAAAUAUCUAGGAGCUAGGCUACCUAAUUUUAAAGUUGACAUUGUGGAAAGCCUGGCAUCGUUCCUGUUGCUUAUGCUACAAAAAAGCCCUCAGAGGCGACUGUCGGCGAAAGACUUACUCAAAUCCCCUUUUGUGUUGGAUGGGCCUCAG